Molecule: messenger RNA, 2391 nt
Organism: Peronospora belbahrii
Lineage: Eukaryota; Oomycota; Peronosporomycetes; Peronosporales; Peronosporaceae
Source: the annotation of a GenBank genome assembly
AUGUACGUCAUCAAGCGCGAUGGUCGUCGUGAAGACGUCAAGUUUGAUAAGAUAACGGCGCGUAUUACAAAACUCUGCUAUGGUCUUAAUCCAGAUUACAUUGAUGCAAUAAAGAUAUCGCAAAAGGUUGUGGCCGGUGUGUACCCUGGUGUCACGACAUCCGAGCUGGAUGAACUUGCUGCUGAGACAGCUGCUUAUCAGAGUACCCAGCAUCCUGAUUUUUCUAAAUUAGCAGCACGUAUUGCAGUAUCUAAUCUACACAAGAACACAAAUAAAGUCUUUAGUGACAACAUUGAACUCUUUCACAGGAAUGUUCAUGAAAAGACAGGCGCAGCUGCUCCACUUGUAGCUCCUGAUGUCUAUGAGAUUGUCAUGAAACACAAAGAUGAAUUGAAUUCUGCCAUUAUAUACGACCGGGACUUUGAAUAUGAUUAUUUUGGUUUUAAAACACUUGAGCGAGGAUAUCUCUUUCGUGUGAAUGGUAAAGUCGUCGAACGACCACAGCAAAUGAUUAUGCGUGUUGCAUUAGGAAUUCAUAAGAGCGAUAUUCAAGCAGCACUUGAGACCUAUGAACUCAUGUCUCAAAAGUUUUUUACCCAUGCAACGCCAACGUUGUUUAAUGCUGGAACGCCACGUCCUCAAUUAUCCUCGUGUUUUCUAUUAGCCAUGCAAGAUGACUCGAUUGAAGGCAUUUAUGACACAUUAAAACAAUGUGCAUGCAUUUCAAAGUGGGCUGGUGGUAUUGGUAUUAGUAUGCACAAUAUACGAGCGACUAAUAGUUACAUUCGUGGAACUAAUGGUUCCUCGAAUGGGAUUAUCCCAAUGUUACGCGUUUUUAAUGAUACAGCUCGAUACGUUGACCAAGGUGGAGGAAAACGGAAAGGGUCGUUUGCUAUUUACUUAGAGCCAUGGCAUGCCGACGUGUUUGAGUUCUUGGAUCUUCGAAAAAACCACGGCAAUGAAUUGCACCGAGCGCGUGACUUGUUCUACGCACUGUGGGUUCCUGAUCUGUUUAUGAAACGGGUGGAAGCCAAUGGCAAAUGGAGUUUAUUCUGUCCAAAUGAAGCUCCUGGUCUCUACGAGUACUGGGGAGACGAGUUUGAGACGCUUUAUGAAAAAUAUGAGCAGGAGGGACGUGCUCGCAAGACAAUCAAUGCGCAGCAGUUAUGGUUUGCCAUCUUGGAUGCGCAGAUUGAGACAGGUGUACCCUUUAUGCUCUUCAAGGAUGCGGCCAACCGUAAGUCCAACCAGCAAAAUCUUGGCACGAUCCGAUCCAGCAACUUAUGCUGUGAGGUGAUGGAGUACACGUCGCCGGAUGAGGUCGCUGUGUGCAACUUGGCGUCUGUGGCUCUGCCGAAGUUUGUAGAGGAUGGUGUCUUUGACUACAAGAAGUUGUAUGAGGUGACCAAGGUGGUCACGCGUAACCUAAACAAGGUCAUUGACGUCAACUACUACCCAGUUGAGGAGGCUCGAAAGUCCAACAUGCGCCACCGCCCUGUGGGCAUUGGUGUUCAGGGUCUAGCCGAUGCUUUCAUUCUUAUGAACUACGCGUUCGAAAGUGAGCAGGCUCGUGAGCUGAACAAGAAUAUCUUCGAGACCAUUUAUUAUGCGUCGAUGGAGACAUCCAUGGAGAUUGCCAAGGAGCUGGGUCCGUACGAAACAUUUCAUGGCUCCCCGGCCAGCAAGGGUAUCUUUCAGUUCGACAUGUGGGGUGUCACGCCUUCCUCUGGUCUCUGGGACUGGGCGACCUUGAAGGAAAACGUGAUCAAGUACGGCAUUCGCAACUCCUUGCUAGUGGCUCCUAUGCCUACUGCAUCGACUGCCCAGAUCCUAGGCAACAACGAAUCCAUUGAGCCGUACACGUCCAACAUGUACAACCGACGUGUGCUUGCUGGUGAGUUCACAAUCGUAAACAAGCACCUGAUGAAAGAGCUGAUCGAUCUUGGUAUCUGGACACCGGAGGUACGUAACAAAAUCUUAAAUGACGGUGGUUCUGUGCAAAAGGUGAAGAGCAUUCCGGACCAUAUCAAGGAGAAGUACAAGACAGUGUGGGAAAUCAAGCAAAAGUUGGUAUUAGAUCUGUCGGCUGACCGCGGUGCUUACAUUUGCCAGAGUCAGUCACUGAACAUUCACAUUGCCGAUCCAACAAUCAGUAAGCUCACUUCCAUGCACUUUUACGCUUGGAAGAAGGGGCUUAAGACGGGCAUGUACUACAUGCGCGGGCGUCCAAAAGCCGACGCUAUUCAAUUCACCGUGGACAAGCAGGGCAUUGACCUGCAGCGUGUUAAGGAGGACAACAAGGCUGCCGUAGAGUCGAUACCAGUCGCUGUGGUCGAGAAUGUAAGUCGAGCAGGCGACGAUGAGGAUGACUGCCUGGUUUGCGGUGCCUAA